Molecule: messenger RNA, 3460 nt
Organism: Lepisosteus oculatus (spotted gar)
Lineage: Eukaryota; Metazoa; Chordata; Actinopteri; Semionotiformes; Lepisosteidae
Gene: wee1
Product: WEE1 G2 checkpoint kinase
Biological process (GO): negative regulation of G2/MI transition of meiotic cell cycle; mitotic cell cycle; protein phosphorylation
Cellular component (GO): cytoplasm; nucleus
Molecular function (GO): non-membrane spanning protein tyrosine kinase activity; ATP binding; magnesium ion binding
Source: RefSeq, a predicted model, not a curated record
AUUUAUUUUAGAGCAGUUCUUGUAACCGAAACAACGGCUCGUUGGCUCGGACAUCCUCAUCAUUACAAUCGGAAAUGCAGCCUUCAAUAAAACCACCCUGCGCAAAACUACAAGAAUAACCCCCUCCCCCUACAUACCAACAAGAUCGCGAAAUGUUCGCGCCAAAAUGACGUGCAGUGUCCAGCCCCUGGGUCGGUGACGUAACUGCCCGUGUCCAAGCGCUGCACCGCCCAGAUUUCAAACUUGCAGCUCGGGCGCUGAUUGGCUGGGACGGGAGUCAUUUGACCAACGGUCGCGGGAAGCCGCGUAGUGGGCUGCGGAGAGGAGUGAUUCGAAUUAAUUCAGUAAACAAACGCAUGUCGGGGUAGCGGCAAAAAAAAAAACACACAACUUUUUUGGGGGGUUUUGUUUGACAAGUGACUGUUCUCCGGAAAGCUGAUCAGCUUACUAUCUUCCAGAGGAGAACGAAAGGGAAAAGAGGAGGCUUCCUCGAACAGCCUGGUGUAGCGCAGCGAGCAGGAGUGGGAGCCGUGCGUGCAGCCAUUUUCCACUAGCCGUGUCCGGCCCAGGCAGGGUAGCGAAGCUCCGCCUGCGGGCUCGCCGGUGGGAGACCCAGGGGAAGAGGGACUGGACCAGCGCCGCGCUGACGCGUCCGAGUCCGCUGGGUGCCUCGGGGUGACAGGGCUCCGGUUGUGUGGGGAAGCUCGGUGACCCGGCGCCGCCGCUGAGACCCCCUUCCAGCCGCGCCGCGGACUCUGAUCGCCCGGGGAGGGUCUCCUCGGGCCCGGUGUUCUUGUGAGCCACCAUAUGCAUUCCGGCUCGGAUCGGCGGCCAGCUGUGUGUUUGUCUUAACUCCUGUGUGCCUGGCUGAGACCCACCGGGCCUUUUGCGCGGUGCAGGGGGAGAUGAGCUUGCGCGCUGCCUCUCCGAAGAUGGGGCCCAUCCGGCAGAAGCUGCAGUUUUCGCCCAGCGACGGGGAAGACGACCCCGUGGAGGAGGACGGCAACAGCACGGGGGCGGACUCGGCUUUCCAGGAGCUGGACUCGCCGGUGCAGCCCCGGCAGAGAGCGGCGAAGAAGAGGAGCGAGGAGCCGGGGGACAGCCCCCGACGCCUCCACGGGGAGGAGGAGGAGGAUUUCUGGGACGAGGAGGGGCUGGGCUCGCCGUCUCCCGUGAAGUCCCCCGGCUCCUUCCUGAUGGAGUCCCCGUCCCCCAGGAAGAGCUCCUCGGCCUGCCGGGGGUCUUCCCCGGGGGGCGCCUACGGCCGGGAGGAGCGAGAGGGCUCCAGCUCUCCCGUCCCGGACUGUCCCGACACGCCUCCCCACAAAACCUUCAGGAAGCUGCGGCUCUUCGACACGCCGCACACGCCCAAGAGCCUGCUGUCCAAAGCCAGCGCCCUGGGCUCGGCGUCCGUGCGCCGCCGAGGGGCUCUCUUCAGGACCGCGGAGCCCCCCAGCAAGGGCGCCUCCGGGGGCAAGAGCCAGCAGCCGCCGCACAUCAACAUCAACCCCUUCACGCCGGACUCCCUGCUCAUCCAGUCCGCCGCCCUGCAGAAGAACAGCAGGAAGCGGACCCACUGGAACGAUUCCUGCGGGGAGGAUAUGGAAGCAAGCGAUGGAGAAUUUGAAGAUGAGCUCUUUCCCCCGUCUAAGAGGAUUACUAUAACUGAAAGCAACAUGAAGUCCAGAUAUGCAACGGAGUUCCAUGAGCUGGAGAAGAUUGGGUCUGGAGAGUUUGGUUCGGUGUUCAAGUGCGUGAAAAGACUGGACGGCUGUAUCUAUGCCAUAAAACGCUCCAAGAAGCCACUGGCCGGUUCUGUUGACGAGCAGAAUGCUCUCCGGGAGGUCUAUGCUCAUGCAGUGCUUGGACAGCAUCCCCACGUGGUCAGGUACUACUCUGCCUGGGCAGAAGAUGACCACAUGCUAAUCCAGAAUGAAUACUGCAAUGGUGGUAGCCUGUCUGACGUCCUCAUGGAGAACUACAGAAGUAUGCGCUAUUUCACUGAAAUGGAUUUGAAGGAUUUACUUCUGCAAGUGGCCCGGGGACUGAAAUAUAUUCACUCAACAGCACUGGUACACAUGGAUAUUAAACCUAGUAAUAUCUUCAUAUCCAGGAAGACUGUACCAUGUGUGGAUGACUGUGAUGAUGAUGAUGGUUUAUCCACAAGUGUUGUGUACAAAAUAGGAGAUCUUGGCCAUGUGACACGGAUAAGCAAUCCACAGGUUGAGGAGGGAGACAGCCGAUUUUUGGCGAAUGAAGUUCUACAAGAGGACUACCGCAACUUAACAAAAGCUGAUAUUUUUGCCCUGGCAUUGACUGUAAUAAGUGCUGCAGGAGCUGAACCAAUGCCUUCUAAUGGUGACAAGUGGCAUGAAAUACGGCAAGGAAAACUCCCGAGAAUGCCUCAAGUUCUGUCUUUGGAAUUCUUGGAGUUAUUAAAGUUGAUGAUCCACCCGGAUCCAGAGCGGAGACCCUCUGCUUCAGCCCUGAUCAAACACCCAGUGCUGCUCACUGCUGCUCGAAUGAGUGCAGACCAGCUCCGAGUUGAACUCAAUGCUGAAAAGUUCAAAAAUGCACUUUUGCAGAAAGAGCUGAAGAAGGCACAGAUGGCUAAAGCUGCAGCAGAAGAGCGGGUGUUGUUCACAGACAGAAUGAUGACCAGGUCGACAGCACAGACAACUAGUAACAGGACCUCAAGGCUAAUUGGAAAGAAAAUGAAUCGUUCGGUUAGCCUUACGAUUUAUUGAAGUGGACUGAAAUCCCCGCAAAGGGAAAGUUUGUGUUGGACCAAGGUCUGCAAUGCCUUAGGAUGAAGGCAGAGUACGUUUGAUAAAACUGCUGUACUUUCUUUGGUAGUGCUUACUAUUGGGUACGUGUAAACUGCAGUUAAGUGAAUCUAGAACUAAAACUCAACACUCGGUCAUUGCUGCCCUUGAGAGUUUAGGGAUGUAACAUCCCCAGCAUAUGUGGGUGCUCUUCAAACCUUCACUAUCAAAAUAAUGUACUAGAAGCUUUUUGUUCUCAUUGUGAGGGAAUUAAAAGUUAACAGUAGAUAUUUGCACCUUUUACAGCCUGUGAAAAUACCUGACCUCGGGUAAUAUAUUUGAUAAACCAGUUUUUAUGAAAAAAUAUCAAAUUGAGCACUUUGUAGGCAAUGAUGAAGCCUUGGAAUUUAUUUUCUUGGUGACCUUGCCAUAUGAAACCUGCUGCUAUUAGUGUUUUGUUUGUAACUGUAGCAUUAAAAACAAUCACUUCCAGGUUAUUAGGCUUUCUUAAGUAUGUGAAUAAUGCAACUGUCUUUUAGCUGUUUUUAUAAGAUUUUAUUUUUGUCUUUGUUGCAGUAUACUCUGUAGUUUCAUACUUUCUCAGUGUAUCAUACUGUCUAAACUAGUGUAUAAUAGUUUUUUCAGCUUUGUACAAACUGUCCUAAAUCCAGUAAAUAUAAAGAUUUUCAAAGCUG